CUUUUUUAGUGAGUUUGGCUCUGUGUCCUGGAGGAUUCUAUGUGCACAAACCAUUAGGUCACCCAGCUAGCAACAUGGGAUACGUGACUUAUCAUCAUAAGUGUAAAUCAGACUCCUGUGGACCACUUGCGCAGUGUAACACUGAUGGAGGCUGCACUUGUGUUUCUGGGUAUGAAAUCCCUCCAAAACACCUACCCACAGCAGACUCAUAUGGUUGUAUUGACAUAGAUGAGUGUCAGAAGUCUGGAGGACUUUGCGGUUCUUACUCCAGUUGUACCAACACAAAUGGAUCAUACAUCUGUUCCUGUCUGGUUGGAUACAAUGCAACAAAUCCAGCAUUACCGCCUGGAAAUUCCAACCAAUGUACAGAUAUUGAUGAGUGCAUUGACGAUGUCUGUGGUAAUCAUGCAACCUGUCACAACAACAAAGGAAGUUAUACGUGUGAAUGCCAUGAAGGCUACCACCUUGUACCUGAUGUAACCUCUGUUUGCCAAGAUAUCGAUGAGUGUUUCAACUCAACUGUCUGUGGUCCUGAUUCUGUCUGCACCAAUACACCUGGAGUGUAUAGCUGUGCAUGUCAACUGGGUUUCACACCAACUGUACCAGCCAAAGACCCCAGCGAGACCAACAUCUGUAUUGAUGUUGAUGAGUGUGUUGAAGAUGCUACCAUUUGUGGACCUAAUGCCAACUGCACAAAUUCAUUCGGCUCUUACAUCUGUACCUGCUUCCUCGGUUUUCAGUUGAACAACCCACAUGUGAUAGCCAGCCUUGCUAACCCAUGCACAGAUAUAGACGAGUGCAGCGAAACACCGGGUUUAUGUGGUAAAAUGACUGUGUGUACUAAUGUACCGGGGACCUUCUAUUGCUCUUGUCCUGAUGGAUUUUACCCUUCAACUGGAAUCUUGUGGAAGAUGGGUGUCUCAUUUUGUCAAAGUGUUCAAGAUAUUCUAGAUGCAAUAGUACCCACAGAGGGUCAGACAAAAGAGAGAGCGUUCCUUGACAAUAUGGAUCAACAACUUAAGAACAACACAGGUGUUGUCUUACCAGAAGCAACGGUGACCAACAGCUUUUCUGCAUCUAUGCAAGUGUCUGGUGCUGGACCAAUAGCCAAGUCAAUCAGAGUUAGUAGUAAAGGAGACGGGGAGACUGGCAGUGUGAUCCUGGGCAUCUCAGACCGUCUAGUUUCUGCAAUGGUGUCACCAACUCAGAACCAAACCACAAAAGCAAUGCAGACUUCAAUAGUGGAUUUGAGUCUACAUGCCAUUGGUCCAGGGAGUCAUGAUGACAUCAGUGUCGCCCUGUCUGCCAAAGGACAGACCAUGGAUAUCAACUUGCAGUCUCUGGCCAAGAACAACAAUGGUUCUGCAGCUGCUGCCUUUAUGAUACUAAAUGGGAUGGAGAGUCUUCUUAGUCAUCAAUACUUUAAAACAGAAAACAAGACAGAGAUGUACUCUGAUGUUUUCACUGUAAUAUUACCCUCAAUACACAACACCAACCUCACCGAGCCUGUCAACUUCACCAUCCAACACAAGAAGAAAGUUCCUGAAUCUGGAAUAGUGACUUGUGUGUACUGGGAAGACAAAUGCGAGAACAAUGGAGAGGCAGGAAAAGAGGGAGAGGCAAUGCGUUGGUCAGUAGAGGGCUGUUGGGUUGCAUACUCUGAUGAAAACUACACAGUGUGCAGCUGCUCUCACCUUUCUACCUUUGCCCUCAUCAUGCAGAUCGGGGAGCCUCCACCAGAGGAACCUUUCUUGGAAUGGCUAAACCGAAUGUGUGUGAUUGUCGGACUUUUCUUCUUUGCUUUGGCCAUCCUCACCUUCCUCCUUUGUAGCUGGAACGCCAAGAUCAACAACACAGCCCGUCUUCACCUCUGCCUCAGCCUCUCCUUGUCCCAUCUGCUGCUGCUGUGGAGUGACAGAUAUGUUGAACAUGAGCUGGCCUGCACUGUCAUGGCAGGACUUCUCCACUUCUUACUUAUUGCAAGUUUUGUGUGGAUGCAGCUGGAGGCUGUACAGCUUUAUCUGCUGGUCCGAAGGCUCUCCAAGGUGCAGGUCAUCCAGAGAGAUGGUCUCCCCAAACCGCUUCUCUAUCUGAUUGGCUACGGUGUUCCAUUUGUGAUUGUGGGUAUUUCUGCAUUGGUGUACUCUGAUGGAUAUGGUGCCACUGAGGCAGGGGUGUGCUUGCUUUCGAGACGUCGCAAUUUCAAUUGGGCUUUAACAGGCCCUGUGAUUGUUGUCAUUGGACUUAAUUGGAUGGUAUUCUGUGCAACAUUAUGGAGUCUGAGACCCACUUUGGCCAAUAUGAAAAGUGAUAUUUCUCAAUCCAAAGACACCAGGUUGAUUGUGUUCAAAAUCCUGGCCCAGUUUGUCAUACUGGGUUGUACCUGGAUUAUAGGCCUGUACAAGACGAACCUUUUCUUCCACGUCCUCUUCAUUCUCAUGAAUUCCCAGCAGGGAACCUUCCUUUUCAUCGUACACUGUCUGCUCAACAAAGAGGUGCGAGAGGAGUACAAAAGAUGGCUGACAUGCUCUUGUGGAAAGGACAGCGCUGUGGUGGUGGAGAAAGAUGCGCCAUCAGUCUCUGAGGACUUGGACAAGCCUGAGGAACAAACGGAUCAGGGGAGAAAGGAUGAUGAGUAAUCAUGAUGAAGUGAACAGAGAACAAGGGAGAAGAGAGACAGAACAGAGACAAAAUCAUCUACUUCAAUCUAUGAUUUAUGUUCAUAAAUUCCAGUUACAUGAAUGCAAAAGGUGACCUGUAUUUCAAAUAUAAAUGUCUACACGUAAGAUGUAUCAUUAUAUCUCUCUUAUUGCUAUAGUUGGCCAAAGACUUGUAACGUUAUAAACUAAAAUGUUUUAAAUUAACUAGUAGUCAAGUUUAUUUAGGUUAUACUUGUAAUAUAAUACAAUUCAUGUUGUAUUAAUGCCAUUAAUUCAUAUUAUUUUGCUGAAUACAUUUGAGAUACAGCUGAUGUAGCUGUAGCAUUUCACAAGUUAGAAACUCUUACUAGUGUAUUUGAAAGCUUUUAAAAAUCUGGUGGUUUCUCAUAAUCUCUACACUGUCCUUGUAACCUUCAGUAAAUUACUGAUUAAUAACGGAUUAAUGUAGCACACAUCAGGGCUUACACAAGACAUUAACAGUUCAAAACUAUUUUUUUACACAGUAUCAUCCGGAAUAUUUAUACAACGAGGCCCAUAAUAUUAGAAGUCUUCACAGUGUUAUGAAACACAAGGAAGACUUGUGGAAAUUGUCACCAUUUUACCAUCUAAUUCAUUUGUUUGGGUGUGGGAGCUUCUACAAACAUGUCACUGUUCACAUCCUCAGUCAGUCACUGUCUAAAACAACAAACUUACCACAAGGUAAAACAUUCAUGUCAAGUUGUUUCUUCUAUCUUUCCAUUUGUAUUCUAUUUACAUGAGAGUUAGGGCACUUGAAGGUGUGUCUAACUUUACAAGACAAAUUUUAAGGAUGGGGAAACGUCAAGCAUACUUUCUCUCAUUUACAUUGUGUGUAUUUAUGCUAUGUUUUCCUCAAACAAUAAUUCAGAGAAACAAACAGGGGGCACAAAAGUGUAUAAAACUUGAAUUGGUGGCAGAAAAAAAACAGCCAGGAGUCUCUAUGUACUUCAAAGAGGUUGUUUUCAGACAUGAAUGCAAUGUACUGUAUGAAAUGUUAGAUGUUAUAUCUGCAUCACUCCUCAUUCCCUUCCUGUAAUGUGGGGUUAUUUAUCAUCUUUACAAGACAACACUGAUGUGCACUCCACUCCUGACAGAGUCACUUUCCUUUUUAGCAUCAUUUUGUCCUUGGAAUCAUAGAUCUGUUUACUUUAAGAGUUUAUUUUUACAGGGAUGAUGCACAUUUCUCUAUAUCACUGUGGCAGUAUUGGCAAAUUGAAAAGUUUUUCUCUGGAAUUUCUAUUGCUGACAUCUGCAUUUCUGUUGUUCUUUGCCUGUUCUCAUAAAUUAUUAAAAAAAAAGAUAGAUAUCUCUGCUCAUGGUAUUGUUUGCACCAGAGGUUAAGAACAGCAAAUGUAAUAUUAUUGAUGGAAUCGUGGUGGGAUUAGACAAUAUGUAAAAAGUCAAAACAGAAUUUGAUCUGAGUGAAAAAAUGUAUUGAUUAUUUAAGUGGGAUUACCAACUGCACAUCAGAAAUGUGGAACAACACAAAUAAAUGUGCAUCAUUGUUUAUUCUUAGAAUUGUAACGUCAUAUUUCAAUUUGUCUGUAAAGUGUGUUUAUAUUUCAGAUACAGACAACACUUUUUUGCAGUGCUUAAGCUUGCAUGAUCUGAAGCUGUUGCAAUGCAUAGGUCUGCUUCAAGGCUGCAGCGUGUAAUCACAUACAAUGCCACAGAUAGGAAGCAGUGUGAUUUUUUAAAGAUAAUUCAAAUAAUAUUGGGUUAAGUGUGAAAUCCAGUGUUUCCUUUUGACCUGUACCCUUAUGUCCCUCUGAAAUUCUUAUGUCUUUGUGAUGGUAAAAAUGUAUUAUAAUUUGUAGCCAUGCUAGUUGUGGUACAGAGUGAUUUUUUUGCAGUAAUGAUGAUAAAGAGGAAAUGUCUAAGAAGGGUGGAGAAGAUAUUUCAUCAGGACAGUUGCUGCAUCCUCAUUAUCUAUUAUAAGUUCUUGUACAAUUUCAGGAUGGCCUGUGGCACAGUUGACAAAAUAGAGGAGUAACCAUGGGAAAUAGCUGGUGGCUGAAAAGCCUGUAUGACACUUCUCAGUCUUACCCACUUUAGAAGAUAACGAGGACUGACCAAUUAUCAAAUAGAACUACAGUGGAGUGGCUGAGGUCGCAGAUUACAGAAGCUGCUGAAAUCCCCUGUGGAAAUUUGAGCAAAGAGAGGAAAUAAUAAUGUCCUCUCUUCUCUUCCACUGCUUCAUCAACUGCAACUUGGCCUUAAUCCACACGCUUAACCACACUUGGCUAUGCACAAGUCCACUUUUGAGUGGAGUAGAUAUAAAAGCAACCCUGUCUCCUCAAAAUUAAAUUCCCACACAACUAAACAGCAUUCUCAAAUAUGUUUCGACAGAAACGUAUUUUGUCCUGGAUUACAUUUCUUUGUGAUGAUUUACAAAUAUGUUUCUAAUCAUCAUAUCUUUACUUUCUUUGACCACUUGCAGAGAUGUUAUUAAUUCAAACAAUCAUUCUCUAGUCUUAUUACUAUUAUUAAAGUAUUAUUAUUAUUAUUAUU
Molecule: messenger RNA, 5189 nt
Organism: Thunnus maccoyii (southern bluefin tuna)
Lineage: Eukaryota; Metazoa; Chordata; Actinopteri; Scombriformes; Scombridae
Product: adhesion G protein-coupled receptor E2-like
Exons: 21
Coding region: 75-2639 (854 amino acids)
Biological process (GO): cell surface receptor signaling pathway; adenylate cyclase-activating G protein-coupled receptor signaling pathway
Cellular component (GO): membrane
Molecular function (GO): G protein-coupled receptor activity; calcium ion binding
Source: RefSeq, a predicted model, not a curated record